Struthio camelus australis is the source of this 723-nucleotide messenger RNA. Lineage: Eukaryota; Metazoa; Chordata; Aves; Struthioniformes; Struthionidae. The record is from RefSeq and is a predicted model, not a curated record.
GAUAAAUUGUUUACGAUGUCCAUCAAAAAGGAAGGUGCCCACAAAAAAUGGGCUGCCCUGAAGGAGAAACUCGGGCCCCAGGAGACAGACCAGACAGAGGCCAACCUGGAAAAUGCAGAACCAGAGCUGUGCAUCCGCCUCCUACAAAUGCCUUCCGUGGUGAACUACUCCGGGCUGAAGAAGCGGCUGGAGAACAGCGACGACACUUGGAUGGUCCAGUUCCUGGAGCUCUGUGGGCUCGACCUCCUCUUGGAGGCCCUGGACAGGCUAUCUGGACGAGGGGUGGCCAGGAUUUCUGACGCCUUGCUUCAGCUCACCUGCAUUAAUUGUGUGCGAGCAGUGAUGAACUCCCACAAAGGGAUCGAAUACAUUGUCAGCAAUGAGGGCUAUGUCAGAAAACUCUUCCAAGCACUUGACACAACUAAUGUCAUGGUCAAAAAGCAAGUAUUUGAGCUCUUGGCUGCACUGUGCAUUUAUUCAUCGGAUGGCCACACUUUGGCUUUGGAUGCUCUGGACCAUUACAAGAGUGUGAAGAACCAGCAGUAUCGAUUCAGUGUCAUAAUGAAUGAGCUCUCAAAUACAGAUAACGUACCAUACAUGGUGACACUGCUGAGUGCUAUCAAUGCCAUAAUAUUGGGGAAAGAAGAGCUAAGAACAAGAACACAAAUCAGAAACGAGUUCAUAGGGCUUCAGUUGUUGGAUAUUUUAGACAAGCUAAGGUAA